AUGAACAGUAUAUCAGAAGGUGCCCGUGAAUGGGAGACAUUCAAAUAUGAUUCUUUCCACAUUCCCAAUGCUGUGUUCAACAGCCCCGACCGACCGAUCCCCUUCUCAUCCAUCUCGUCGUCUCCAGAUACUGGCCUCACUUCUUUUGCGCAGCUAGGUGCCUUGCGACUAAACGCAUCGCGCGCUCUGAUCUCGUUAUUUGAUCGUCAGCAUCAGUAUAUCGUCGCCGAGGCCACUCGGUCAAUGCCCCUGUCGCCAAACACCAAGUACACAAAGCAAAACCAUCUUUGGCUCUGCGGGACAGCCAUCCCUCGCGACUUUGGAAUUUGCGAACAUGUUUUGAUUGGAGCUACCCACGCGGCGCCCAGCAGCCUCCAUCCGACAGCACGUAUCACUGAUGAUAACGAACUUCCCGUGUCUGUAGUUCCGGAUCUUGCUGCUGACCGACGAUUUUGUAACCGCCCUUACAUCGACGCAGCGCCGUACAACCGAUUCUAUGCCGGCGUUCCCAUUCGGUCUCCCAAAGGCAUCAACAUCGGCGUGUACUGUAUCUUUUCCGAUACCCCGAGAUCUGGCCUCGACAUGGAGGAGUUGCAAUUUUUGCGCGAAAUCUCCCACACCGUAAUGGAAUAUCUCGACGCCAGAAGAGUAAACGAGAGCUACCGCCGGAGCGAGCGCAUGGUGCAAGGACUAGGAAAUUUCAUCGAAGGAAGAGACGACCCGGUGCCGACUGUGAGAACCACGCCUCGAGCGUCUUUGAAUGGAUUCGAGCCUCCGAGGCUCGCGGUAUCGCUGCCCGAUGCGGACCCGCCGUCACCUAGAUCUUCCGAGUCCCCUGAGCCCGUCCGCCCGGGCAUCAAUCCCAUCAGGGCAGACUCGAACGAUUCCUCAACAAAGGUCGAAUCGAGCGACUCGGUUGAGACAACUGCCACGACCGCGACAGUUGCUACCACCACCUCAAGUACGGCGCCACCCGACCCGCAUUUGACAGAAACCAUCAAGAUUUUUUCGAGGGCGGCCAAUGUAAUCCGGAAAUCUCUCGAAGUAGACGGCGCCUUGUUUCUAGAUGCCAGCAUCGGCUCUUUUGGUGGCCUUGUCACCGGUCCACGGAGGGCUAGUGAAGUGGCAGAUCAUACAUUCUCCAGCAGCGAAGACAGUCUCUCCGAGAGGUCCGAAGACGUCAACGACAAAUGGUGCAAGAGCUUUGGAAGGUCGUCGACGAUGGACGACAUUGCCAAUGGCGUCAGUGCACCACAACUCGGCCGCUUAACUUUGCGCGAAAAGUUUCUCAGGAAAUUGCUUCGUCGAUACCCCAACGGCAAGGUUUUCAGCUUUGAUGAGACGGGUCAAUGGUUGUCCGCCGACUACGAGAGCGACGAUGCCGACAUUACCCCUACGGAAGAACACGAUCUGCCCGCAUCUCGCCCCGAACAAAAAGCGGCUCAUUCUUACUUUACGAGGCGGAACGAGGCCAAGACGAUUAUUGAUAUCUUUCCGGGCGCGAGGAGCGUAGCCGUUGUGCCGCUGUGGGAUCCUUCAAAAGAACGAUGCUUUGCCGGAGGCUUCGUGUGGAGCAAGAGUGCGACUCGGAUAUUGACGCCUGCAGCGGACCUGCCUUUCUUGCGAGCGUUCGGUAUGGUCACCAUGUCUGAGGUCAUCAGGCUGGAUGCGGUAUUAGCGGAGAAGGCAAAGACAGACAUUUUGGGCUCCCUUAGCCACGAGCUUCGGUCGCCGCUCCAUGGUGUAGUCGCCGCUGCAGAACUUCUCCACGAUACCCAGUUGGAUGCUUUCCAGGUUGACGUCAUCCACACCAUUGAGAUUUCGGGCAAGACUCUUCUCGACACAAUUGACCAUUUGCUUGACUAUAGCAAGGUAAACACAUAUCUCCGAGCUUCCAAGUCUCAGCGGAAGAACAACGGCCCAGGGCGCGGGCUGCGACAGGAAGCAUCGACAUCGAUCGAAGCUGGUAUGAUGAGCUUGGUUUCCGACGUUCAUCUUGACUUGCUUGUAGAAGAGGUCAUUGAGAGUGUGUUCAUCGGUUACAGCUUCCACCAUAUGGUCGCCAACUCUUUAGCGCGCCACGGUUCAUCUUCAGGCCCCCCCACACCGGCCCAAGAAAAGCUUGAUGCCAUUGCGACGUCCGAUGGGCUGGGCCACAGGCGGAAACCAUCAGAUGCGCCCGCUGCCGCUCUCAAGGACGUCAAGAUUCUGGUCGACAUCGAUCCCAAUUGCGCGUGGGUGGUCCACACGAACCCGGGGGCUAUUCGUCGGAUUGUCAUGAACUUGUUCGGAAACGCCCUCAAGUACACAGCCAAGGGAUUUAUCAAAGUCCACUUGAGGCAAGAGGAGGUCGUACACAAGACAUCUCGGUCUGCGUCGAUGGUUGUACUCACCGUAACCGACUCGGGCAAAGGCAUCACCGAAGAGUUCCUACACAACAAGCUGUUUACGCCAUUCUCCCAGGAAGACGCUCUCGCACCAGGUACUGGUUUGGGUCUCAGCCUUGUCAGACAGAUUGUGGCAGGCCUCGGUGGAACUAUCAGCGUGAAGAGCCAGGUCGGCCACGGGACAAGCAUCACGGUAUCGAUGCCACUAGUGCUGUCGCGUAAAGCGAGCAGUCGGGGACGCAAAUUCUCGGCCGACUUGAAUGCCUUGGCCGGAACGCGACUAUCGGUUUGUGGUUUCAGUAGGGGACUUGAAGAUUCGGAAGAGCUUCGCGCCGGUGGACUGGAUCUUCCUGUGGAAAGUUUGCCAUUCAAGUGGAUGGAUCUGAAGCUCAGCGAAGACAGUCGAAGUUCGUCCAAGACGGAUCUGAUGGUUUGCAGCGAGGAGGCGUUUAGACGUCUGGGUCUCUCGGAGACUGGAGGUGUCGAAACUCCGCUCGUUGUGGUCUGUGGUAAUGCCGAAUCUGCCCAGAAGCUGGCAACCUCAUACAGGCGCUCCCUUCGCCACGAGUCCGUCAUGGAGUUUAUAGCCCAGCCUACUGGUCCCAGAAAGGUUGCAAAGGCUCUGGCUUGUGCACUUGACCGCUGGAAGCAAAGACAGCCUACGAAGACAAUACCCGUCAGUCCUCUGUCGGAUGCCUUUCCAGGACCUGUUCCGUCGCCCCGCGCCCUGAAGUCGGAUGCCCUCUUGACGAGGCCGCGAGCGCAAUCCGAGUCGGUCAAAAUGGUGCGGGUCGCCUCGCCUACUCCUGAGAUCGUAUCUCAGUCACCAGGAGACAGCUGGAUCGCCAAUACCAACGAUUCCAACUUCACUCUGACGCUCCCCUUCCGCCCGGCCGCGUCCGCAGCGGCGCCAGCUACUUCAACAGCUUCAGCCAGGGGCAGUAUGAACUCCAGCAUUAGCCCCUCUCCCGGAACCGUGAAGUCCCCGCUGGAGUUCCUUUUGGUGGACGACAAUCCUAUCAAUCUCAAGAUUCUAUCGGCAUACAUGAAGAGGCUACAAAAAAGGCAUGCAACUGCUUCCAACGGCCUCGAGGCCCUCCAGACCUAUACGUCUAAUCCGCAGAGGUUUUGCUGCAUUCUCAUAGAUAUAACAAUGCCGGUAAUGGACGGGCUCGAAGCUACAAGGCGCAUUCGGAAAUUUGAACGAGCACACAACCUUCCACCCGUGACGGUUAUUGCCAUCACGAGUCUGGGAUCGGCCGGCGCUCGGCAGGAGGGUUUCGCGAGCGGAAUGGAUCUAUUUUUGACACGACCAGUGACCAUGACAGAACUGGUCAAAAUAUUGAAACAGAGGAAACUAGUGGAUGAGGCGGCGGAAAAAGAGGUUCUAUCCUAA
Messenger RNA from Colletotrichum godetiae, 3783 nucleotides. Its product is annotated as hsp90-like protein. Bases 1 to 3783 code for a protein of 1260 amino acids. Gene Ontology annotation, molecular function: histidine phosphotransfer kinase activity; phosphorelay sensor kinase activity. Gene Ontology annotation, biological process: protein autophosphorylation; phosphorelay signal transduction system. Gene Ontology annotation, cellular component: plasma membrane. The record is from RefSeq and is a predicted model, not a curated record. NCBI's taxonomy places the organism in Eukaryota, Fungi, Ascomycota, Sordariomycetes, Glomerellales, Glomerellaceae. The transcript has 6 exons.